Molecule: messenger RNA, 2741 nt
Organism: Priapulus caudatus
Lineage: Eukaryota; Metazoa; Priapulida; Priapulimorpha; Priapulimorphida; Priapulidae
Product: flocculation protein FLO11-like
Exons: 2
Coding region: 786-2291 (501 amino acids)
Source: RefSeq, a predicted model, not a curated record
AGCAGCAGCCGGAGAGACGGGCCACGACGAAGUAGGACAUGCGCCGCUGACGGCACAUGAGUUCACCGAGCGAGCUCGCGACGGAGAAAAGGCAGGCGAUGACACGUGCGGCGCCGAACCGAGUGUGCAGACGAUCCGGCGCGCAGACGCACGCGUCCGCAUCGUAGCAGACGCACGCUGCAGCGAAGUCGGCGCCCUGUUAUAGCAGACGACCAUUUUUUGAGAGAGCGAGAGCGCGCGCGAUUCGAGAGAUCGGAUACUUACGAAAGAUUUCAGCAGAAACGACGAGAAAAGGACAAUCACGUAGGGAAUGGACACGUGCAUAUUAUAGCAGGCGAUAAUUUCUGUAGGCAGUGUCUCCGGGUUGACCGCGAAGGAAGGAGAAGAGAGACGUACGUGUGCAAACGAAACAGAAACAUAUUAUUUUCUUGUGAAUGCGCUUCGACCGUCUCGGCGCGAAGAAAUUCGUGCAACGAAAGACAAGAAUAUACUCGAAACAAGAAUGUGAGACAUAUAACACAUUAUACAUAAAAUAAUAUACACACAGAUUUACAGAUAAACACAAAUAUGUGCGCGUCGGGGCAUGACUGAGAUAUCAAGUAUUGUGAUCACAGCACAAACCAUAGCUGAGGGCGAAACCUUUCGCGACGGAUAUAUAUCAGCGAUGUAAUAACGUGUUGGGAAAUUUACCGCUAAGUGCUGCAUGAUUGACUAGAUUCGUCGCGCAUCUGUGGAGGCACUGCUCAAAAAGGCAUGACACCGGCCAAAAGUUGCCCCCCUCCACCAUGACAUCCCGGAUACUGCCGCUUGUCACGACACUGGUUAUUUGUACAGUUCUGUCAACUGUCCACGGACGUUUGACGGUCACUGCUGUCCAUAAGGAUAUACACGUCGUCACGACAACGGUAAACCUAUGGACGUUUUUCGGCAAUGAUAGUACCAUAUGUGGUGCCUGGUCCAACAACCAGGAGUGUAAUGCCACUACCGCCGGGGCACAUCCACAAGAUGGCGUUGCGACGACAACAGGGCCACUUGAGAGUGACUUGCGGGAUGUGAGUAAUAGCAGAAAUAGUACGGGCAAAAUUAUCAGCAAUGUCACAUCGGCAGCAAUGCAACCUGUGGGCAACAGCGGCACGACGACGACAACCACUGCGAAUGUACAAAGUCGAGACAAUGGAAACACUACUGCAACGGUGCCCAUAGAAAAUGUAGAUAGUGUGGACAAUAGUAACACUAUGGUGGUGACAACUCAAAAGCUGUUAACUACGGACAGUGGUAGCACUACAAUAGCACCAAGUGCACAGUUACAGAGUGAUCGCAAUGUAGGCAGUAUAACCAAUACCAGCGAUGAGGUACGUCCGACAACUGUACAUUCGCAAAUGGCACAAACUACUAAAGGUGACAUCAGCACACAGCUAUCUCACACGGCAUCGCGCGGGCAACACGAGAAUGUUGAAGAUGAUGUCAUUCAUCUCAGACCCUCUGAGACAUCAACAGAACCUGUGUCCUACCUGCGAGUGUCAGCACAGAAAACAACUCCGACCGUACCAACUACCUCAUACACCAGUGCCUACACCUCACCCGUGACUACAUCAACACGAGAUACUGAUACCAGUGAACCUAGUUCGAAGCCUGUGAUAGAAUCGCCACAAAAUGGUGACAUUCUCAGUACACGACUGCCACAACAAACUGAAGUGAUUAUCAACACCGUUCAGCCAACACAAACUGAUGGGUCGUCCGGCCCGCAUCUGCCCCCACAAACUGAUGACAUCACCAGCACUCUUGCGUCGACGAAAAUCGGUGGAGUCGCUGACGCUGUGAUAUCAACCGACGGUUCCUCCGUGCAGACAACACUCCGGCAGAAGGAAGCGCGUGAGAGCGGCAUACCAGUGUCCUCUGUCUCAAGCGAACUUGCGAUGGAGAGCAUGCCCUCGCAGGACACCACGCCCGACACCACCAGACCACGGGUGCGCGGCGAGGGAAUCCGCGACACCGUUAACUUGCAGCUGGAGGAGGGUGCGACAGGCGCGGUGCUGCUUCCCUUCUCCAAGCUGACGCGCGGCGCGUCGUACUCGGUGCGUGCGGUCAGCAUCGGUGCUGCCAUCACGGUGCUGGCCCUCGUCGCGCUCGGCGCCACCUUUGCAAUGCUGCUGUGGUACCGACGGACACACUCGCGUCGCUACCACCCGCAGCAUUACCACGACGACAUCAAGCUGGUCGAGAUCAGCAGCGUGGGUAGCAUCAGCAGCAGAUCCAUCGUCACCGUGGGAACGAGAAAGUCUCAGUGCUGAUGCAAAACCAUGGUUUUGUACGACGCGGCUACAUAGGUGAACUAUUAAUACUGAUUGAUAUUUAGUAUAGAGACAUCCAAAUUGCAAUAUUGAUGCAUCCGUACUAAAAGAUGAUCACAUCUGAUCAAGGAUUUAUUGGAAGUGAUGAUGUCAUAACCUUUCCCAUUGAUUCUCGAAAUUGUAUGAGUCUGGUGAAAAAUCAUUGUGUUUGAAACCAAUGUCGUUUCCCAAUGUCCAAUAAAAUAUGACAUUAGCGAUGAGCCUACAUUUACUUCAUGAUAUUGAUUACUUCAUUCAUUGCAGUAAAAAGCUAUUAUCACAUUGUUAUAAUUGUUAUACUGCGUUGCAUGUUUAAAACAUGUCUAUUAACAAUGCAUAUUGAAAUGACAUAAUAUGUAAUGAAAAAUAUAUUUAUACUUUAAAAAUAAAACUCAAUUAUUGAAAAUUAGA